AUUUAUGAAAGCAUGGCGGACUGAGAUCGAAAAUCGCAUUUUGCCGGCUUUUUACUUUGAUUUUCGUGACGCAUCCUACUGAAUUCAUAGUACAGUUACGAUGUACGGAAUUUGCAAGCAGAUCCACCCUCCCACUGGGAUUGAGCACAACCUUUACUGCAACUUCUAUUCUGUCAAGGAAAAGAACUUGGUCGUAGCCGGAGCAUGCCAGCUUACAGUGUAUCGCCUGAACAGAGAUAUUGAGGCCUCUUCCAAGAAGUUAGAGUCUGGUGUGAUUGAGAAGGUCAAGAAAUCCAAAUUAGAAUGUCUUGGCACAUACUCCUUGUUUGGAAAUAUUGCAUCUAUGCAGACAGUCAGACUUGCUGGAGCAACCAGAGAUGCCAUUUUGAUGAGUUUCAAGGAUGCCAAGCUUGCCCUUGUUGAAUAUGACCCUGGUACUCAUGACCUGAAGACAUCGUCGCUGCACUUCUUUGAAGAAGAGUUUAACAAGGGAUUCUGUCAGCACGUCUUCCUUCCUGAAGUUCGGGUUGAUCCAGAUUAUCGCUGUGCUGUUAUGUUGAUUUAUGGCAGCCAUCUCGUUGUACUGCCAUUUCGCCGAGAAGGAUUUGUGGAUGAGGAAGGAAAGGUCGGAGGGAGCAAGUCGCCUGUGUUGGCCUCCUACACCAUUGACAUGAGAAACCUGGAUGAGAAGAUAGCCAAUGUCAUAGAUUUUCAAUUCCUGCAUGGUUACUUUGAACCAACUCUACUCAUAUUGUAUGAGCCACUUAGAACUUGGUCAGGACGUAUCGCUGUAAGACAAGAUACCUGCUCCAUUGUGGCCAUCUCACUCAACAUCCAAGAGAAGGUCCAUCCAGUCAUCUGGUCUCUCAGCCACCUGCCCUAUGAUUGUCUUCAGGUGCAGGCUGUGCCCAAGCCUAUUGGUGGUGUCUUGGUUUUUGCCUCCAACUCGUGCCUGUAUCUGAAUCAGAGUUUCCCACCGAUGGGGGUAUCACUCAACAGCUUGGCUGAAAUCAGUACAAACUUCCCUCUCAAGAUUCAGGAGGGAGUGAAGAUCUCACUGGAUGGUGUGCAUGCUUGCUUCCUCACUUAUGAUAAGCUGUGUCUAUCUCUGAAGGGUGGUGAAUUAUACAUACUGACCCUUCUGGUGGAUGGGAUGAGAAGUGUCAGGAAUUUCAACUUUGAUAAAGCAGCUGCCAGUGUUCUUACAACUUGUAUCUGUCAGUGCUGUGAGGGCUAUCUUUUCCUUGGGUCCAGACUCGGAAACGCACUCCUGCUGAAAUAUACUGAGAAGGAUGCUCCUCCAACCAUUCCUGACUUGGAAGGCUCUAUGACAAGAAAGAUGCCGGAUGGACCGGCUCGGAAGAAACCGAGGUUGGAUACUAUGGGAGAAUGGAUGGCUUCGGACGUAUCUGCCAUCGACGAUUUGGACGAGUUGGAAGUGUACGGCAGUGAGGAGAAGUCUGGAACUCAGUUGUCUUCAUAUACAUUUGAGGUAUGCGACAGUUUGAUGAACAUUGCCCCAUGUGGCCAGAUGACCAUGGGUGAACCAGCAUUCCUCUCGGAGGAGUUCAGCCACACAAUCGACCCGGAUGUUGAGCUGGUGACCACAUCAGGUCACGGAAAAAAUGGUGCUAUUUCAGUACUUCAGCGGAGUAUCAGACCGCAGGUGGUGACGACCUUUGAUACUGGCGAACUCCCUGGCUGUUACAACAUGUGGACUGUGACCGGAGCAAAGCGAGAGGUUGAGACUGGUGAGGUCCCGGACGAAGAGAAAAUCAAGGAGGAUCAAAUGCACGCCUAUCUCAUUCUCAGUAGGGAUGACUCAACAAUGAUUCUUGAGACUGGCCAGGAGAUCAUGGAGUUAGACCACAGUGGCUUCAGCACCCAGGCCCCGACCGUCUUCGCUGGCAAUGUGGGCAAUGACAAGUACAUACUGCAAGUGUCCCCUAUGGGGGUCCGGCUUCUUGAAGGAGCAACCCAAGUCCAACAUGUGCCAAUUGACCUUGGCUCCCCGAUUGUGCACUGCACUGUAGCUGAUCCCUACAUCAUCAUCAUGAGUAGUGAGGGCGAGACCAUGCUCCUCAAAUUGAGAAUCGAGAUCGAUGGAGAGGUCAGGCUGGCCUUGCAGCGACCUCAGCUCUCACAGAAGUCGAAGAUGCUCACCGUGUGUGCGUACAAAGAUGUAAGCGGUCUUUUCACUACUGAAGCAAAAGAGGAGCAGUUGACAGUACCCACCUCCGAGGUCAAGUCAGCCAAACCUAUCGACACUUCUUUCAGUUUUGAUAAGAGUGCAACUGUUGAUGAUGAAGAUGAGUUACUUUAUGGUGAAACAGAUACAUCAGUCUUUGCCACCUCGGAAGAGGAACAGAAACCAAGUACAUCAGAGGGAGAUGGUACAGCUCCCGAGAAAUCUGAAGUAAUUCCAGUGACAUACUGGGCAGCUGUCGCCAGGGAAAAUGGUUUAUUUGAGAUCUACACAAUUCCAGACUUCAAACUCGUCUUCUUGGUCAAGAACUUCCCGAUGGGUCAUAAAGUCUUGGUGGACUCUGGAUCUGAAGGCAGCGCUAAAUCUGAUAUCAAAAUCCGUGAGAUGCCGGCUGUGAAGGAGCUGUUGAUGGUUGGGAUGGGAUACAAGAAUGCUCGACCAUUCCUUCUAGCACGUGUGAAUGAGAACCUUUUCUUGUACGAGGCCUUCCCCUACACUCACUCCCUGACAGACAACCACUUGAAGUGCCGCUUCAAGCGAAUCAACCACGGUCUGAUCCUCGGUGAGCGGAGAUGGAAAAAGAGGGCGCCAGAAGAGGAAGAGGAGAAUAUGAACCCAUCGCAAGUGUCCAUGCUGAGGGCGUUUGAUGAUAUCUCUGGCUAUUCUGGCGUAUUCAUCUGUGGUCCAUAUCCUCACAUCAUGGUGAUCACAAUGCGAGGGGCAUUGCGAUUACAUCCCAUGGGUAUAGAUGGCGCUAUAACAUCAUUUGCACCAUUCCACAACGUGAACUGCCCGAAAGGAUUCCUGUAUUUCAACAAGCAGGGUGAGCUUCGUAUCUGUGCCUUGCCAACACACCUGUCAUAUGACUCACCGUGGCCAAUCAGGAAGGUGCCUCUCAGGUGUACCCCACAUUUUGUCGUCUAUCAUAGGGAGAGCAAGACGUAUGCCGUCUGCACAAGCUCUGCCGAGAUCAUCAACCGGUACGUCCGCCUCCAAGGGGAUGAGAAAGAAAUCCAGGUGAUCGACCGUGACGACCGGUUUAUCUACCCGACCAUUGAGAAGUUCUCGGUGCAGCUCUUCUCGCCGGUCAGUUGGGAGGUGAUUCCAAACACAAAGAUUGACAUGGAGGAUUGGGAGCAUGUGACGUGCAUGGCAAAUGUGCCUCUGGUGAGCGAGGGCACAGUGAGUGGUGUCAAAGGCUACAUGGCUGUUGGAACAAACGUCUGCUAUGGGGAGGAUGUCGUCACUAGAGGCAAGAUUAUCAUCUUUGAUGUGAUAGAAGUUGUUCCCGAACCAGGACAGCCACUGACCAAGAACAAAAUAAAGAUUCUGUACAGCAAAGAGCAGAAGGGACCAGUCACUGCCUUGUCACAUGUCAACGGACUACUCAUAUCUGCUAUGGGGCAAAAGGUAUACAUUUGGUCACUCAAAGACAAUGAUCUGAGCGGUGUUGCAUUUAUUGACGCUCAGAUCUACAUCCACAACAUGAUCUCGAUCAAGAACAUGAUUCUGGUGUCGGACCUCAUGAAGAGCAUCACGCUGCUCCAGUACCAGUCAGACAUGAGGGUGCUCUCCAUCGUCAGUAGGGAUAUGAAGCCCCUAGAAGUGUAUGGUUCAGAGUUCUUUGUUGACAAUCAUCAGCUCGGAUUUAUAGUGACGGACAAAGACAAAAACUUGUUGGUCUACUCUUAUCAGCCUGAAGCACGUGAAAGUUGUGGAGGGCAGCGUCUGCUCCGAAAGGCCGACUUCAAUGUUGGAAGUCACAUCAACACACUUCUACGUCUCCGUUGCAAGCUGAGUGACCCGUCAAGUGACCGGAGGGCGUCAUCUUUAGUCGAGAAGCGACAUGUGACGUAUUAUGCUACCCUGGAUGGCGCGAUAGGCUACCUUCUCCCUGUUAGCGAAAAGACGUACCGUCGACUUCAGAUGUUGCAGGGCUUCCUGACCACCAGCAUAUCACACGUGGCUGGACUCAAUCCGAAGGCAUUUAGGCAAGUGAAGCAUGAUUUCCGUCAGCUGAUGAACCCGGCCAAGAACAUCCUCGAUGGAGACUUACUGUGGAAGUACCUCAACCUCAGCCACACAGACAAAAUGGAGUUAUCGAGGAAGAUUGGUACUACUGUGGACCAGAUCUCAGAAGACCUCAUGGAAGUCGAUCGGCUUUCUGCUCACUUCUAACACAAUCAUCGAGAGUUUUCAGUUGUAAGGAAAAUAUUAAAAAGACUUCUAAAUGUUUUUUAUAUUUGUGAGAAAAAAUUGAAAGAAGACUUGAACUAUGUUUACAAUUGUGUGGAAAUUCUGAAAAAGAAUUGGACUACUUUUAUAGUACACUUGUGAGGAGAAUCUGAAAAAGACUUUGAACUAUAUUAACAUUUGUGAGGAAAAUUGGUUAAAUGCUUUGAACAUGUUUACAUUUGUCAGUAAAAUCUGAAGAAUUAACUUGAACUAUGUCAACAGUUAGCAUUUGUGAGGGAAAUCUGAAAGAGACUUUGAACUCUGUUAACAUUUGAGAGGAAAAUUAGAUUAUCAAGUUCAUAUAGGUCAAGGCAGUAGUUUUUACUCAUUUUUAUCCGACGUUGUACAUUAAGCCUAAAAUAUUGACCUUGACCUAAUUCUUCAGUCUUACCCUGUUGUCUUUGGAGCAUUCCUGCUGUGUUUAUUUUGUCCAAUGGCGUACUGUAUGUAACUGUUGUUUUAUUUGACUGAUCCAUGCCAUGCGGCUGCUGGAUCUGAUUACCUUGGUUUAAGGAAUUGAUACCGAACUGGAGGUAUUGGUUGUCUCACUACCAAUUAGCGAGGGUGGAGCUAAAAUGAAGACCAAAACCUCAGCGUAGCCAAGGUUUUGGCAAACUUUUCAGCUCCACCAACGUGGUUUUGGCGAGACAAUCAAUGCAUGGGUAUCAAUUUCUAUUCUCCGCAACCCUAAACCAAAAUUGUAGGCUUAGGAUGAAAUCUUCUUUGACCUCAAGUUUUACUUUGAUGGUUCUGGAACUACAUAAUGAAUUUACCGCGUCACUAUUAAACUACCUGUAUUCCCAAUUAUCAUUGCACCACAGUAAUAACGUGAAUGUGGUUAUUGGUAUUUCCUGGUCUUGACCAAGAGGAAAUAUCCAGCCAAACACAAAUAAGUAAUGUUUUUCAUAUUCAUUUGGUUUGCUCUGUACCAUCGCUUUGUUAACCAUCCCAUAAUGUUGUCAGUCCAAGAAAUUAAAUAAAGC
This is a messenger RNA of Lineus longissimus, 5424 nucleotides long. Its product is annotated as cleavage and polyadenylation specificity factor subunit 1-like. The record is from RefSeq and is a predicted model, not a curated record. Gene Ontology annotation, molecular function: nucleic acid binding; protein binding. The coding region runs from base 101 to 4384 and encodes 1427 amino acids. Gene Ontology annotation, cellular component: nucleus; mRNA cleavage and polyadenylation specificity factor complex. NCBI's taxonomy places the organism in Eukaryota, Metazoa, Nemertea, Pilidiophora, Heteronemertea, Lineidae. The transcript has 37 exons.